This is a messenger RNA of Anolis sagrei ordinatus, 2436 nucleotides long. RefSeq names its product SEC14 like lipid binding 2 (gene SEC14L2). Gene Ontology annotation, cellular component: cytoplasm. NCBI's taxonomy places the organism in Eukaryota, Metazoa, Chordata, Lepidosauria, Squamata, Anolidae. The record is from RefSeq and is a predicted model, not a curated record.
GCAGCGCAAUGGGCGGGGCCCAUCUGCCAAUGAAAGCCGGGGAGACUGGUACCUGCCAGGUAGAAGCGGGUUGAUAGCGGUAGAGCAGUAGCCAUGAGCGGCCACGUCGGGGAUCUGAGUCCCAAGCAGGAGGAGGCUCUGGCCAAGUUCCGAGAGAACAUCCACGACAUCCUUCCUCUGCUCCCGGCCCAGGAUGACUACUAUAUCCUGAAAUGGCUCCGAGCCAGGUGUUUCGACUUGCAGAAGUCGGAGGCCAUGCUCCGAAAGCAUGUGGAGUACCGGAAGCGCAUGGAUGCCGACCACAUUUUGGAAUGGCAGGCCCCAGAGGUGGUCCAGAAGUACAUGACGGGGGGCAGGUGUGGCUUCGACCUGGAGGGCUGCCCCAUCUGGUUUGAGAUCAUUGGGCCCCUGGACGCCAAGGGUAUCCUCUUCUCUGCCUCCAAGCAGGACUUGCUCAAGAAGAAGUUCCAGGACUGCGAGAUCUUGCGGGGCUUGUGCGAUGCGCAGACUGAGAAACUGGGGAGGAAGGUCGAAAGUGUCAUCAUGGUUUAUGAUUUCGAAGGGCUGAGCUUGAAACAUCUCUGGAAGCCAGCGGUGGAGGCCUAUUCGGAGCUGCUUUCCAUGUUUGAGGAGAACUACCCUGAGUGCCUGAAACACGCCUUUAUCAUCAAAGCUCCAAAGCUCUUCCCUGUGGCCUAUAACCUGGUGAAGCGCUUUCUGAGCGAAGACACACGAAAGAAGAUCGUCAUCUUGGGAGCAAACUGGAAGGAGGCCUUGCUCAAUUACAUUGAUGCCAAAGAGCUGCCAGUGGAAUACGGGGGCACCCUCACCGACCCUGACGGAGACCCCAAAUGCAAGACCAAGUUGAACUACGGCGGGGAGGUGCCCAAGAAGUACUACAUGCGGGACCAGCUCAAAACCCAGUAUGAGCACAGCGUGGUGGUGAGCCGGGGCUCCUCCCACCAAGUGGAGUACGAAAUCCUCUUCCCCGGCUGCGUCCUCAGGUGGCAGUUCAUGUCCGACAGCGCUGACAUUGGCUUCGGAGUCUACCUGAAGACCAAGGUGGGGGCCCGUCAGCACGCUGGCGAGAUGAGUGAGGUCUUUGCCAACCAGCGCUACAACGCCCACAUGGUGCCUGAGGAUGGUUCUUUGACCUGCGUUGACGCUGGGAUCUACGUUCUGCGCUUCGACAACACCUAUAGCUACCUCCACGCCAAGAAGAUCAGCUACACAGUGGAGGUGCUGCUGCCGGACAAGAAGGCUGAGGCGGGCUUCAAGCAGCUGGAUGACCAACUGGAAGUGCUGACCCUCAAUGAUGCCUGAGCCCCUUGGGGUGGGAAGCCUGCUCCUUGGGGCCAACCUUGGGGCAGGAAAGUGGGCACCUUGGGGGAGAAAGUCUCCCCCAACAAAACGGGUCUGCCGCAAGCUUUAGGGCAGGGCCUGCACGACUCGGCGGUAGUAAGGGGACACAAUUUUAAUAGGGCUACACCUCUCCUCUAUGCUCCAUCCUGGUUGGCUGUGACCCGUCCCAUGACUGCCACUUUGUCAUGCCCCCACCUCCCCCUUCAUAGAAUAAGGAGCUGUGGCCUAAACCCUCUUCAAUGCCUCUUCGGGCUGCCUGGCAAUCCCAUGAAGGGCUGUGUGUGCCCCGUGGGGUGGACAUUGUACAAGUCUGAUUUAUGGCAUAAUGGGAGAAGUGGUUACCUUCUAGCUCAUAUUCUAUGCCAGUUGAGAAAGUGGGAUUGGCCCACUUCCCUAUGGAGGGAAUGGGGUUAACAUUUGCCCAGUCCAGUCAACUGGAAGCCAAUCGCUCGCCUCCAGUUUAGCCAGUAAAGUUAUGUCUAACUGUGACGGUUCAUCAUCCCAUAGGUUGAUACCAAAUAAAUUGACCCUUGAUAGGACAACCCCCUUCCCAUACGUCGACCCGCGAGAGAGCGACCCCCUGAUAGGCCGAUCCCAAAUAGAUUAACCCCUGAUAGGACAACCCCUCCAUAGGUCGACCCCGGAGAGGUUGACCUCCCAAUACUUAUAGCGUAAUUUCUUUCCACUCACAUUGACUGGCAUUCAUGGCCUCUCGCAACCAAAUCCCUACCCGUUUGCCCAGCGAUUCUAACGGUGGCCCACCUGCUCAUCCUUCCAGUUUCGCCUAUGUCGAUGACUUGCUGAUGAAGUGGCCGCCUUAACCCCUCUAUUCGCCCCCUGCCUUGUUUACUUUUUUGCUGGUGCCUGAGACAUUGAAAGGGCUGACGAUUGAAAGCACACACCAGAAAAAACAAACCCACAUCCAAGCCAUAUUGUUUACAUGCUCUGGGUUCGAGUGGCGCCCAGCCGUUUUGUUCUUUCUUUUGGACAUGGAGGCUUCUAGAGAAAGUAGAGUUUGGGACUCUCUGGAAACAAGCCAAUGCUUUUGUUCUCCCGCCAUUCUUCUUAUUUCCC